AUGGAUCCCAAACUUCGUGAAAUAGCAAAGUCAGGCAAUGUUCAUCUUCUGAGACUACUUCUAGAGCAAAAACCUGACAUCCUACACGAAGUAAAUAUAAUUGGGAACACAACCCUCCAUCUUGUUACUAUAGAUGGAAAAAAAAACAUUGUAGCAGAAAUAUAUAACCAAUUUCCGCCAAAUGUCAUCAUGCAAAACGCAUUUGGUGACACACCAUUGCACAUUGCUGCCAGAAAUGGAUCUCUCUCUGUAGUUGAUUAUUUGAUUGAGAAGAUCAUUUCCAACACAUCGGGUUCUCAUGAUGAAGAUAUUGAAAGUAGUAGUGGAGGAGGUGGAAGACAUGGGUUGCAUGAUGUUUUGGCCAAAGGAAAUAAAUUGAAAAACACAGCCUUGCAUGAAGCUUUGCAAUACAAGCAACAAGAUGUGGCAAAGCUGUUGAUAAAAAAAGAUCCCGAAUUGUGUUCACUUGUUAAUGAUGCCGGAGAGUCUCCUCUUUACAUGGCUGCUUCACAUGGUUUGGCAUCUAUAGUGCAUCAAAUCUUGCAAUCUUCACAGCCCCAUGCAGAUGGCGGCCCAAAUGGUUUGACAGCUUUACAUGCAGCUGCCAGAGAGGGACAUACAGGUUGUCUUGAAGAAUUAGUGAAAGAGAAGCAAGAGCUAGUGACAAUGAAGGAUGAUUGUGGGAGGACACCUCUACAUUACGCAGUAACUUAUUAUUCAAAGAAGAGGAAUUUGAAGCCUUCGGCAGUUGGACUGUUAUUGCAAGCCGAUCGAAGCAUUGGCUACCUUCAAGAUCGAGACUGUCAAACGCCACUCCAUAUUGCUGCUAGUGGGGUUCAUUUGAAAUUAGUUAAAAAACUACUUAAGUGGUGCCCCGACUCGAUCUAUCAAGUUAAUGGGAGGGGCCGAAACAUUCUUCAUAUUGUAAUGAGGGACUGCAAUGAUGAGUAUUACUCCCACAAGAUUUUCGAACAUCUCCUACAGAGAGUUGAGGUUGUGGGAAUUUUAAAUCAGCCUGAUCAAGAUGGAAACACCCCGUUGCAUCUUGCAGCCAUUACCCAUGAUCAAUAUUUUAUGGAGAUUCUCAAAAAGGAUGAGAGAGUAGACCGGUCUGUCAUUAACAAGAAGAAUAUGACAGCACAAGAAACCAUGGACGAUCGGCUAUUCAUUGAAAAUAAGAUUAUCAAGUUGAAGAAGAAAGAAGACAGACAAAGGAAUAAUAGUACAGAGAAUUCGAAUUCUCUGGAAGAUUCUGUGGAGGAAGAAAAUGAAGAGAUAGUGCUAGCCAAGGAAGAAAGAGAAAAGAGAAGAGAAGAACUUUCCCAAACACAUCUAAUAGUGGCAACUCUCAUUGCUGGAAUCUCCUCUGAUGCAGUUUUCAGAAUCCCUGGAAUUGAUGGAAGUGGUCGUACAAAACAAGGCUUGGUAGCUGCCUCUAAAGUUUAUGUUGCAUCUUUUGCCAUAGCUCUAUCAUCCUCCAUGUCUAUGCUAUACCUUCACUUCGAUGCAGUACAUAGGAGAAGAAUGGGCAGCGGCAGUGUUCCAGACUAUCAUAGUGUUACCACAUCCCUUAUGUUCAUAUCCAUUAUCGGGGUGAUGGUAGCAUGUAUGACCGGUUCUUAUAUAUCUCUGAAGGCCAUGGACUCAUUCUGGUUUGAAAUUUUCAUUAUGACACUGAUUGGUAUCAUGCCUAUUGUUGCAUCAAGCACAGUGAUUUUAGGAUAUGGUCUCGGGUUUAUACGUCGACAUAUAAGUACAAACAAAGCACUAUUGAACAUUAUAAUUGCUGUUGUUGCAAUUGCUUUGACUUUGGCGGGCCCACAGUGGCAGGCUUAA
Telopea speciosissima is the source of this 1836-nucleotide messenger RNA. RefSeq names its product protein ACCELERATED CELL DEATH 6-like. The record is from RefSeq and is a predicted model, not a curated record. The coding region runs from base 1 to 1836 and encodes 611 amino acids. Gene Ontology annotation, cellular component: plasma membrane. Gene Ontology annotation, molecular function: protein phosphatase regulator activity; protein phosphatase 1 binding. The transcript has 3 exons. Lineage: Eukaryota; Viridiplantae; Streptophyta; Magnoliopsida; Proteales; Proteaceae.